AUGAAGAUUGCAAUUGAAUCCGUGUUGCUUGGGCUGGUAUCGCUACCUGGGGUCGUCGCCUGGGGGGAUCUUGGCCACGAUACCGCAGCGUAUAUUGCAAGCUAUUUUGUCUCCAACUCUACGGCGGCAUAUCUCAAAGAUCUGUUGGAUAAUCAAGACGAGGACUACCUUGCUGGGAUUGCCAUGUUUGCCGAUAAAUACAAAUAUACCCACGAAGGACACUUUACUGAAAAUUUCCACUUCAUUGAUGCUCACGAUGACCCAUAUACGGACUGCAACGUCAAUUACGAUCGCGAUUGCAAAAAGGGGGGCUGCGUUAUCAGUGCGUUGGCCAAUUAUACCGCGCAGGCUCUGGAUCGCGAUCUGUCCAAGGAAGAAAACCAGUUGGCCGUGAAGCUCCUUGUCCACUACAUUGGCGACUUGCACCAACCACUACAUAACGAAGAUGUUGCGCGAGGAGGUAACGAUAUACAUGUUCAGUGGCGAGACCACGACCAAAAGCUGCAUGCGGUAUGGGAUAAAACUAUCCCUGAAACGAUCGCCGGACACCUGAGCAAGAAGCGAAAAGAUGGAAUCUUGGAGUGGGCGUUGGAAUGGGCAAAUGAGCUUACUACCGAAAUAUCCAAUGGAAAAUUCGCAAGGGAGAAGAAUACGUGGCUGAAGAAUUUUGACCUCUCAGAUCCCCUCAAUACCGCAAUGGGAUGGUCAAUCGAAGCAAACAAACUUGUGUGCUCUCAUGUCUUUCCUAAGCCUAAUAGUCCCGAAAAAAUUGAAGGCAAAGAACUCAGCGGUCGCUAUUAUGCCAAGGCGGCUCCGGUUGUUGAGAAGCAAAUCGCGCGUGCAGGAUACCGGAUGGCAGCGUGGCUGAACGAGAUUGCCCAUAAUAAUUGGGAGAAGGACAACGAAGAGCUGUAG
Trichoderma virens Gv29-8 is the source of this 915-nucleotide messenger RNA. RefSeq lists its product as uncharacterized. NCBI's taxonomy places the organism in Eukaryota, Fungi, Ascomycota, Sordariomycetes, Hypocreales, Hypocreaceae. Gene Ontology annotation, molecular function: endonuclease activity; nucleic acid binding. The coding region runs from base 1 to 915 and encodes 304 amino acids. The transcript is spliced from 3 exons. The record is from RefSeq and is a predicted model, not a curated record. Gene Ontology annotation, biological process: DNA catabolic process.